Phytophthora sojae is the source of this 1089-nucleotide messenger RNA. RefSeq lists its product as hypothetical. Gene Ontology annotation, cellular component: nucleus. Bases 1 to 1089 code for a protein of 362 amino acids. The transcript has 2 exons. The record is from RefSeq and is a predicted model, not a curated record. Gene Ontology annotation, molecular function: DNA binding. Lineage: Eukaryota; Oomycota; Peronosporomycetes; Peronosporales; Peronosporaceae.
AUGGAGAAAGACAUUAAGAAACAAGGCAAAAAAGGCAUGUAUGCCCGCGCUGUAAGUGAGUUUCCAGAUAUAUUCAUCUCGGCCACAUACAACGCGAAUAUAAGCAAGGCUAUGUCGUGGUGGAAAAAUAGAGAGCGGCUUACCGAUGUACAGCGUGGGUCUGUGACUGUAUCGGGUCGUCGCAAGACUGGGCGAAAGCGUUUUGAUCGACUUCGCAAACUGGGUCUCAAAUUUGAUUCCUCGCUGCUUCGACAGUUGGCGCUCCGUGUUUUGAAAAACCCCGAAGUCCCCAAAACCGAUGACAAUGGGGCCUUGUUUGAAAGCAAAAUCAAUACGCGGUGGAUACAAAAUUUCAUGGAGAAUCACAACAUAGUUCUUCGGGUUCAGACAGGAAAGCGCCAGCUUAGCCCGAAAAAAACUGCAGAGAUCGAAAAAAGCGUGGCCAAGCAUCUUGGCGAGCUGAAGAAGGGCUUUAGCGACGGAACUUUGGACGAGAACUGGGUCGAGAACGUCGACGAGACACACUUCGUGAUUGAUUUCGACAAUGGAAAAACUUUAGGAUUCGGCGGAGAGGCACAGGUCAAGUGUGCUGAUGUCGUUAGCGGCGGCGAAGGUAUGACAAUGGUCGUCAGGAUCUCCGGUGGUCCCAGUGCGCAUAUCCACCCUCCCAUGAUGAUCUUCACAAAUGCAGAUCGCAGUUAUCCGGUUCGAGGUGUCGCUGAUACCGUACCGGGCGUUUGUUACCGAACUGGACCAAAGGGCUGGAUGGAUCGACGCACGUUCCGCGAAUACCUAAAAGAGCGCCGUGCCCAGCAACCCGAUCGCCUUGGCAGGAAGAAAACCAUUUUUCUGGAUAACUGCUCAGGACAUCUCAGCGAAGAUGAAUGUGAAGAGGAGCUCCAGGCCCUUAAUGCCAGCUUCAAGUACCUCCCUCCGAAUGCAACUGAUCUUUGCCAGCCUGCCGACUCUUUCGUGAUUGCGAAAAUCAAAGAUGUGUGGCGCAGUUUGUGGAACGCCAAAAAAAUCGAUUUGAUUCUAUCCGAGCAAUGGCAAAAUGAACCCCGUGGAAAAAAAAGCUGGGUCGGGUAA